AUGUCGGACUCGAACCUCGUCGCGGAAUCAUGGGUGUGGUUUGCGCUGACGCUUACUGUCGUCCUGGCCCGAAUGGUCUCCCGGAGAUUGCUACGCGGAUCAUUCAAGAAGCUGCAGAUGGACGACUACCUCAUGGCCGUUGCCAUGAUCACCUACACCAUCCUGCUUGUCGGCGUCAAGAUCCUCAACCACACACCCACCAACCUCAUUGACCCGAAUGAUGCGACGAUUGUGCUUACUCCCGAGAGCAUUGUGACAAGAGCAUAUGGGUCGAAAUGGGUCCUUGUCGUCGAACAGAUGCAGAUUGCCACGAUUUGGACCGUCAAGGUCUGCCUGUUGAUCAUGUACAGCCGGUUGACAAUGAGCUUGAAGCAGAACUUCCUUGUCAAGAUCACGGCAGCGUACGUCGCUUUCGGCUUUCUCUUCAUGGAGAUCACUUUCUUUGGCGCCUGGUGCCGCCCGUUCUCCAACUAUUGGGAGGUUCCUGUUCAGAGCAUUCAAUGCUCGGCCGAGAGGAACCACAUGAUCACGAACGCUGUCUUCAACAUCACCUCGGAUCUCAUGAUCAUCUCUCUCCCCAUGCCGAUCUUUCUCCAAGCCCAGUUGCAGCUGGAGAAGAAGGCGAUCCUGAUGGGCGUCUUUGCGCUGGGCAUAUUCACGAUCUUCUGUGCCAUCCUCAACAAGUACUACAGCUUCUCAGAAACUUACGGCACCCAGUGGAUCUUCUGGUACAUCCGCGAGGCCUCCACCGCUAUCAUCGUUGCCAACCUGCCGCUCACCUGGACCCUGCUGCAGCGCAUGUUCCGUAUCAGUUCCUUUAGCGGCCGCUCAACACGCCCGCGCGUCAGCGUGGAGAACUUGCGACAUCGGCCCAUCUACGGCAACCUGCCGAGUCGCGCCCAGGAUCGCCGACCAAAGAUGAGAACCGAAGACCAGGACUCCAGCCAAUCGGAGAGCCAUGAGUAUCCCGCCUACCCGGACUAUAGCCAAUAUGGGAGCCAGGAGUAUGGUAUCUACAGGGUCUUGCCUCUUGAGACAUACCAGAAUAACGAGAUCACCUUGGAGGACUUUGAGGCGAACAGCGGUCGGAUGUUACCAUUGAUUCCUACUCGACCAGAGUACACUUUGCAGAGGAGUAGAGACAGCGACGUAGUCCAGACAUAA
Molecule: messenger RNA, 1164 nt
Organism: Anthostomella pinea
Lineage: Eukaryota; Fungi; Ascomycota; Sordariomycetes; Xylariales; Xylariaceae
Source: the annotation of a GenBank genome assembly